Paramecium sonneborni is the source of this 426-nucleotide messenger RNA. The record is from the annotation of a GenBank genome assembly. NCBI's taxonomy places the organism in Eukaryota, Ciliophora, Oligohymenophorea, Peniculida, Parameciidae.
UAGUUGGAUGGUGGCAAUAGCAUUUCUGAUGCUCGCUAUAUUCCAAUAAUUGUUCACUUAAUUAGAGUUGUUUUUUAGAAGAGGAGGAAAUGAUCUAAAUAAGUAAUUUAUGAUAUUUUUAAAAAGCUUCUUUAAAGAGGUUGAUACUAAAUUUGAUAAAGCAACAACUUGCUAAUCUAUACAGAGAUAUUACAGAUUGGAUGAAAGUGAUCAAUUAGACUGGAAUGCUUAAUUAUUAAAUAUGCUUAUGAUCGUAAUAUCGACACUUAGAAAAUAUUUAAGCAAUGUUUAAGAAUAAUUUUGAAAAGGCUUAUGAUUACCGAAAUAAAUAAUCCUGAGUCGUUCAUUUGUUAAUAAAAUAUAUUGUUGUAAUUGCAAAUCUCUAUGAAAAUAUGUAACUUUAUCUUUAAAAAUUGAGAAUGAGAC